Molecule: messenger RNA, 2418 nt
Organism: Malaya genurostris
Lineage: Eukaryota; Metazoa; Arthropoda; Insecta; Diptera; Culicidae
Exons: 3
Coding region: 1-2418 (805 amino acids)
Molecular function (GO): nucleic acid binding
Source: RefSeq, a predicted model, not a curated record
AUGGAGCGGACCACUAAACGAGUGGGAAACCGUUUCGAGACCGGACUGCUGUGGAAGAAUGAUGAUCCACGAUUUCCGGAUAGUUUUCCGAUGGCUUUACGGAGGAUGAAGCAGCUGGAGAACAAAUUGAUGAAGAAUCCAGAUCUGUACGAGAGCGUGUGUCGACAAAUCGACGAGUGCCAGCAGAAGGGGUAUGCACAUGUUGCAACGGCAGAGGAGUUGCGGAAUUCCGAACCGGAGAAGGUGUGGUACUUACCGUUAAAUGCGGUGACAAAUCCCAGAAAACCAGGCAAGAUUCGUCUAGUAUGGGACGCUGCAGCCUCGGUGCAGGGAGUGUCCCUCAACCUGCAGCUGUUGAAGGGGCCAGACCUGUUGGUUCCGCUGGUAAAAGUGAUUGUAGGGUUUAGAGAACGACGGAUAGCGUUCGGUGGCGAUCUCCGUGAAAUGUACCACCAACUACAAAUCAUAGAAAGUGAUAGACAGUUCCAACGUUUCGUAUUUCGGAAAGAUUUCAGUAAAAAACCAACCAUUUUCGUUAUGGAUGUUGCUACGUUUGGCGCCACUUGCUCUCCAAGUUCGGCGCAGUAUGUCAAGAACAGAAAUGCGGAAGAACACGCAGUUCAAUAUCCACAAGCAGCGUCGGCUAUCAUACAUCGUCAUUACGUCGAUGAUUACUUCGACAGCGUUGACACUAUUGAAGAGGCGGUAAAUAUAGCGAAGCAAGUGCAUCUGAUACACAAACAUGUUCUUCGGAUUUUGGGUGAAGAAAAGCCGGUAUCGCCAGUACAUUUCAAUCGAGAUAAGCAGAGUUAUAGUGAAUGUGUUCUUGGUAUCAUUUGGGAUCCAGACUUGGACGAAUUCUCUUUCUCAACGUUGCACCGACCAGAAAUGCUGGCAUAUCUGUACGAUGGAAAACGGCCAACGAAGCAACUUGCCCUAAGCUGCGUGAUGGGAUUUUUCGACCCGAUGGGGCUGCUGUCACCCUUCACAAUCCACGGGAAAAUAAUAAUUCAGCAUCUGUGGCGUUUGGGCUGUGAUUGGAAAGAUGAAAUCGACGACGAGAGCUGGAGAUUAAGGAAACACUGGACUGGUCUACUGCCAGAAGUAGAAGCAGUUCGGAUCACACGAUGUUUUAUUGAAAACGCUCUAUCAUCGGCCGUUGAUUCACUAGAACUGCACAUUUUCACUGAUGCCAGUGAAUUAGCAUACGGCUGUGUAGCGUACCUGCGUGUGGAAAUCCAUGGGAAAGUACGAUGUAGUUUGGUUAUGUCUCGGGCGAAGGUGGCUCCACUGAAACGGCAAUCAGUUCCUCGACUGGAAUUAAUGGCGGCAGUACUCGGAGCUCGACUGAGUCGAACGGUUUUAGAAAUGCUCUCUACAGAAAUCAAGCGGUGUGUGUUGUGGACGGACUCUCGUACAGUGUGCAGCUGGCUGCAGUCGGAUCAGUACAAAUUCAAGCAAUUCGUUGCUUUCAGAAUUGGCGAAAUACUAGAACUAACUAGAGUAACUGAUUGGCGUUGGGUUCCUACUAAACUGAAUAUCGCGGACGUAUUGACUAAGUGGGGACAUGGAUCGUCGCUUAACAGCGACGGAGAAUGGUUCAACGGAGCAUCGUUUCUGUAUCUGCACGAAGAAGACUGGCCAAGAAAAGAAAAGCCGUUCGAGGAGACAAGCGAAGAGGCUAGAGGAGUGGUACUGUUUCUACAACUAGUUGACAAUGUAGCUAUUUCAAGAUGGGCAAUUCUGGUGAGAGUCAUUGCAUAUGCGGUUCGAUUCACAGAAAAUUGUAAGCGGAAAAAGAAAGGACAGCCGGUAGUAACAAUCCAAGCCACAGCAAACCAACAACGAUCGAUUGAAACGAAAUAUCCCACAGUGCUGCAACCUCUUCAGCAGGAAGAACUGCAGAAGGCCGAGAUAAUUCUGUGGAAACAAGUACAGUUCGACAGCUUUCCGGAUGAAAUGAGUGCGUUAACGAAAACUCUCUAUCUAAAGCCGGAGCGAAUAUCAGCUAAAAUCGGAAGAUCGAGCAUUCUAGCAAAAUUGUCUCCAAUUCUGGACGACAACGGAGUUUUGCGGAUGGGUGGAAGAUUGACAAUGGCGGAUAACGUUCCUUACGAUAAGAAGUUUCCGAUUAUUUUAUCACGACACCACGAUAUCACUAAAAAGUUGAAUCAUUCCUACCACGAAAGUGAUCUGCCAAGUGAUGCGAGAGUGCGCAUGGUGCAAAGUUCAUCGAUGUCGCCCGCAAGUACCAAUGAUGGCUCCUCUUCCGACACAACGUGUCAAGGCAGGAUUGCGUCCUUUCAGCUCGGUCGGCAUCGAUUAUUUGGGACCAGUAGAAGUAUCAGUUGGAAGAAGGAGAGAAAAGCGAUGGAUAGCCGUGUUCACGUGCCUCACCAUCAGAGCAGUACAUCUUGA